Adineta steineri is the source of this 1218-nucleotide messenger RNA. Lineage: Eukaryota; Metazoa; Rotifera; Eurotatoria; Adinetida; Adinetidae. The record is from the annotation of a GenBank genome assembly.
AUGGAAGAAGGUAAUAUUGAUCGAGAUCGUAUCGUUGAUGGAGAUCUUGUUGAUGACGAUCUUUUUUGUCCAAUAUGUCAAUGUCUUCUAUGGAAACCAUGUGGCUGUAGUAAGUGUCGACAUCUUUUUUGUCAAAAAUGUCUUUAUACAUGGCUUGAAAAUCCUAACAGUGCUAGAAGAUGUCCAUUUCGAUGUGAACCAUUUGAAGAACAAGAUUGUUCAAUGUCUAUUCAAUCAAGAUUGAAUUGUUUAAAUAUUCAUUGUCGAAAUUUAGAAUUUGGUUGUACACAAACUCUCUCCUAUAAUUCAUUAGAACAACAUGAAAAUGUUGACUGUGAAUAUCUUAGUAAACGAUGUUCGGAAUGUGAUCAGUUAGUAUUGAUGUCGAGAAUGGAUGAACAUUGUGAGAUGCCGGGAUUAUGCGUUCCACAUCCGGUCAAAUGCACUGCCUGUCAAACUUAUAUUGAAAAACUAGUUUUCAAAGAUCAUUUUCAUGAAUGUUUUCUAAAUCGAAUGAUUACGUUAGAUAUACAAACAACAAUGAAUCAUGAGCAAGGAGCAUCUUCCAUAUGGUUACGAACAAUUCUUUGUGGGUUGAAUGCUAUAAACCUUCUUGAACAACAACGACGAUUCUCACCAGUACCAACAGAUUUAAUUGGAGUCGACGCAGUACGACAAGCACGAGAACGACGAUGUGGAUUUUUUUAUCAUAUGUUUAUAAUGUUAACAUUUGUUUUGGCUAAUGGAUCUAAAGCUCCAUUUUUCAUUCUAGCAUUUUCAGCUAUUGGAUUUGUGCAAUGUACAACUAUCAUUCUCAUCAUGUACGGUUUUUUUCUUGUACGAAUGCGUGCUCAUAUUUAUCGAGGUUGCUAUGUCAUUAUGUUGAUCAGUUAUAUUUUAACCUACGGCAUUUUGUUACUAUUUCGAUUUGUAUCUGAUUCAUUGAUUAUCUACUUGCUAGGACUCUUUUCAUUUCUUUAUGGUUGUUCUAAUCGACUGAUAUCAAUGGAAUUAUUCGAAAUGCAUCCAAUGUUUCAUAUGACAAAGAUAAAUAUUGCUCUUUACUGUGCUGUUUUAUUAAUCAUGAAAAUAUUAUUGUUACUUUGUCGAUUUUAUUAUUGGUGUAUACCGAUAUAUUUAAUCGCUGGUGUUACUGCUUGGAUCAAUUUUUCUAUUGCUUUUCAUACAAAACCUGCCUCACGAAAUACGACAACAUAG